Molecule: messenger RNA, 273 nt
Organism: Cavenderia fasciculata
Lineage: Eukaryota; Evosea; Eumycetozoa; Acytosteliales; Cavenderiaceae
Exons: 1
Coding region: 1-273 (90 amino acids)
Source: RefSeq, a predicted model, not a curated record
AUGAAUCCAACACCAACAGAAGGAAAGGUUUAUACACUUGAAAAGAGAUUACCAGCAGACUAUCAAAAAUCGAUCAAUGGUUAUGCAGAUUUUGUUGCCGAACAAUACAAAUUCUCUGUAAAGGCUCAUGAAAAGAUGCUUGAACAUUCUAUUUAUUCUGAAAUUCUUGUAUGUGUAGAUAGAAUAGUGAGUAGUAGUAGUAGUAGUAGUAGUAGUAGUAGUAGUAGUAGUAGUAGUAGUAGUAGUAGUAGUAGUAGUAGUAGUAGUAGAUAG